GAAGCAACUCGAUCUUCAAGACUGCGAAUUAUCGGCUGGGACGAUGGAUGCGUUUUUUGAAAAGCUCGUCAAGCGAGAAUCGCCAAUUCACAGGAUAUCCCUAGAUUAUGUUACAGGCAUAACUGACACGACACUGCAGUAUAUCAACGCAUUACCGAGACUCAAAGAAGUGUCUUUUUGGUGUCUGGCUGAUAUUACAAAUGAUGGGAUACAACUGCUUCGCGACAACAGGCGGAUCAGCAAGUUAGUCGUGUGUGAGUGUGAACAAUGUGAACAAGUUACACUUGAAUAAAGCUUUAGACACUCUAUACGAUUUGAAACUCCUUAUAAGACUUUCACAGAUUUUUGGUUUUCCCUCUCCCGCGACACUCCUGACGUUACUUUUUCUCUUUAUUGAAAUGUCUCGACGAGAGCGUGAUUCAAGAAGGUCGGAGCGAUCGGAACGAUCGUCUAGUAACAUUGGCAAAGACGGCGCGGAAAAGUACAAGGGUCUUUUUUCUGCCAACGAUUGGAAAUGCGAUCUGUGCGGAAAUAUUAACUGGGCUCGACGCAAUACGUGCAACCAAUGUUCAGCAGCACAGCCAGGAACCGAGUCAAAGCAAUCUCGGCGUGAAGGUGCCGGAGGCGGCUAUAUGGAACGAGACCAUGUUGUGGAAUAUCGGCGUUCUCGAAAGGAUGAAGAUGAUGAGUGGGACGAGUUUGGCAGGAAAAAGAAGCGCAAAUCCAGCAGCGGCGAGAGCAGCAGCAACAACAACAUGAGACCUGCGGUAGUCAUAGAAGAAGAAAAGGAAAAAGACAAUGAUAAUGGUGGAAAAUACGAUAACGAUGAGGAUGAGGAUGACGACGAAGAAGGGGAUGAUAGUCGGUGGAGUGCAUGGGAUGAUUUGCUGUCGGACAAGGAGCAAGAAAAAGAAAAAGAUGGCCAUAAUAGCAAGAGCGCCAAGAAUCAAAGUGUGUCAAAAAGGAGAAGCCGGUCGCGUAGUCCUGAGCGACGGCGGGAACGGCGGCGACACGAAGAACGCUCACGAUCACCGCCGCCACACCAUCACGACCGCCGAGAAGGGUCGUACAACAGGAAUCGGUCAUCGCAUCGUGACCACCACCGGCAUCGCAAUUAUGACAGACGGCACUAAACAAAACAGCAGAGCGCCUUUUGUGGCCUGGCUCGGGAGAACCGGACUGCAUGAAACUUUUUUUUCUCUCUUCUGUUCUGUUGCUUUUUGUGGUCAGCUUACUUAUAAAUAAAGAGUCGACAUCCUCCGAUUUUCCUGAAUUCUCUUUCUCCUCUUCUUCUCACUUUUCAACUCGUUUCAAACAUGGCUUUAACCUGCAGGUAACACUCUCACUUCUGAUACGCGGCAAGCUAAGGCUCAUCGCUGACAACAACUGUUUCUUGUGUCCUUUUGUCUCUAGCGAUAUUUGUAAAUUCAUCUUGGCUGUCGUCCUUCCACCUUUGGGUGUC
Messenger RNA from Zychaea mexicana, 1462 nucleotides. RefSeq lists its product as uncharacterized. Bases 399 to 1133 code for a protein of 244 amino acids. The transcript is spliced from 4 exons. The record is from RefSeq and is a predicted model, not a curated record. Lineage: Eukaryota; Fungi; Mucoromycota; Mucoromycetes; Mucorales; Lichtheimiaceae.